Molecule: messenger RNA, 1488 nt
Organism: Acanthosepion pharaonis
Lineage: Eukaryota; Metazoa; Mollusca; Cephalopoda; Sepiida; Sepiidae
Source: the annotation of a GenBank genome assembly
AUGGUUCUGGAUUUAGAAUUAUUCCGCGCGGACAAGGGCGGAGAUCCGGACAAAAUCCGAGAGAAUCAAGCUAAACGAUACAAAGAUGUCACCCUGGUCGAUAAAGUGGUGGAAAAUGAUACGCAGUGGCGAAAAUUGCGUUACAGAGCUGAUUACCUGAAUAAACUUCGGAACCAAUGUAACAAAAUGAUUGGGGAAAAAAUGAAGAAAAAAGAACCAGUUGGAGAUGACAGUACCAUUCCUGAGGAAGUAAUAGAGAAGAUUGAAGAGUUGACUGCAGACAUGUUACGGGCACUGACUGUGAAGCAGAUAAAGAGUGUGGCUGCCACCCUUGAUAAUAUGAUGAAACAAAAUACGGCCAACAUGUCUACAUGUGAAAACCAGAGGAAUGAGGCACUAAAGGAAAUUGGCAAUUUGCUCCAUGAUUCUUGCAUCAUAAGUGAUGAUGAGGACCAAAAUGGAAUUGAACGUAUUGUAGGUGAUACAACUGUUCGCAAGAAAUAUUCUCAUGUAGAUCUGGUUGUUAUGGUUGAUGGGGUGGAUAUUGACCGCGGUUCUGUUACAGCAGGUGGCCGAGGCUACUAUUUAAAGGGUCCACUGGUGUUUUUAGAGCAAGCGUUAAUCAACUUUGCCCUGAAUCUGCUUCAUGAACGAAAUUUUACUCCACUCUAUACACCAUUUUUUAUGCGCAAAGAUAUUAUGCGAGAAGUUGCACAACUGUCACAGUUUGAUGAGGAAUUGUAUAAAGUGAUUGGUAAAGAGAGCGAGAAAAGUGACGAUGCAACUAUCGAUGAGAAAUAUUUGAUUGCCACAUCUGAACAACCAAUUGCUGCUUUCCAUCGUGAUGAAUGGAUUGCAACUGAAGCCUUGCCCAUUCGUUAUGCUGGACUUUCCACUUGCUUCCGACAAGAAGUGGGCUCUCAUGGACGAGAUACUCGAGGAAUAUUCAGAGUUCAUCAAUUUGAAAAAAUUGAACAGUUUGUAUUGACCUCUCCUCAUGACAGCAAAUCUUGGGAAAUGUUUGAUGCAAUGAUUAAAAAUGCAGAAGAUUUUACAAGUGCACUCGGCAUUCCCUACCGAAUUGUGAACAUUGUCUCUGGAGCUCUCAACAAUGCUGCUGCUAAGAAACUGGAUUUGGAAGCCUGGUUCCCAGCUUCUGGUGCUUUCCGAGAAUUAGUCUCCUGCUCAAAUUGUACAGACUACCAAGCACGUCGACUCAGAGUACGUUAUGGACAGACCAAAAAGAUGAACCAAGAGACUGAAUACGUGCAUAUGUUGAAUGCUACAAUGUGUGCUACAACAAGAACAAUCUGUGCCAUUCUAGAGAAUUACCAGACAGAAGAUUGUGUACUUGUUCCAGAAGUAUUACAAAAAUACAUGCCAGAAUCUUACAAGGAGAAACUGCCAUUUGUGAAACCAGCUCCAAUUGAAGAACAAGAAAAGAAGAAAAUAGAAAAGGGCAUGAAAAAAAUGAACAUCAAAAGUUGA